This is a messenger RNA of Sphaerodactylus townsendi, 7698 nucleotides long. RefSeq names its product tenascin C (gene TNC). The transcript has 27 exons. The record is from RefSeq and is a predicted model, not a curated record. The coding region runs from base 427 to 6954 and encodes 2175 amino acids. Gene Ontology annotation, molecular function: protein binding. NCBI's taxonomy places the organism in Eukaryota, Metazoa, Chordata, Lepidosauria, Squamata, Sphaerodactylidae.
AUCCGGAGGGAAGCUGUGCCUUUAAUUUGCCAACUGAACGCUGCUGAGCGCUUUGCCCGCAGGCAUCCUAUUACAGGAGACUGAGCUCUGGAGCCAAGCGCAACUAUAUAAACCAAGAGAAACAGCCUACUCUGACCGCCCUUUGCCUUACCGGCCAGCAUCUCUCAUUCUUUCCCCCUGAAGCCCACCUAUACCCUAGCAGAGGGAACUUUUCCAAGUUUCUUGCAGGGCAGAGAGGCGCGCGGGCUUUGGAGCAUCCCAUUUAUCUUAUGGAAACCUGGCAAAGCAGGACCUAAUUCAUAUCAAAGGUGAGCAGGGGCAGCAAAACCAAGCAGCACCAUUUUCAUCCAAGCUGGCUCGUCUCAUUUGUCCUUGAAGGCACCCCGUUGAAUCCGCAAGAACAUCCUAAAAGAACUGAACCUCAGCAUGGGUCUUACCACGUGGGUUGUGACGUUGGCCGUCCUCUCUUUGUCCCAUCAACAAGUCAGCGGUGGACUCAUCAAGCGAAUUAUUCGACAGAAGAGAGAGGCAGGGAUCAAUGUCACUUUGCCGGAGGACAGCCAGCCCGUUGUCUUUAACCACGUCUACAACAUUAAAGUCCCAGUUGGGUCCCUUUGUGCUGUGGACUUGGAGUCGGCAAGCGGGGACUCGGACCUCAAACCUCACGCCGAGCUCAGCAAAAAUUAUCAGGAGCACACACUGAACGAAGAAAACCAGAUUGUCUUCACGCACAAGAUCAACAUCCCGCGGCGUGCCUGUGGUUGUGCAGCAGCCCCCGAUAUCAAGGACCUCUUAAGCAGACUCGAGGAACUGGAGGGGCUGGUCUCCUCUCUGCAAGACCAAUGUGCCAGUGGUGUCGGCUGCUGCUCCAGCGGGCAAACUGUCAAAGGUCGCAUCGAUGCCACGCCCUACUGCAGUGGCCGGGGGAACUACAGCAAUGACAUCUGUGGCUGCAUUUGUGAGCCUGGCUGGAAAGGCCCCAACUGCUCUGAACCAGAAUGCCCCCAGAACUGCAACAACAGGGGGCGCUGUGUUAACGGCAAGUGUAUCUGCGACGAAGGCUUUGCAGGGGAAGACUGUGGGCAACUGACAUGUCCCGGGGACUGUAACGACCAAGGCAAAUGUGUGGAUGGCCAAUGCGUAUGCUUCGAGGGUUUUGCCGGAGAGGACUGUAGCCUCGAAGUGUGCUUGGUGCCAUGCAGUGAACAUGGGAAGUGUCUGAAUGGGCAGUGCAUUUGCAAGGAAGGCUUCACUGGGGCAGACUGCAGUGAGCCAUUGUGCCUGAACAAUUGCAAUAACCGGGGUCGUUGUGUUGAAGAGGAGUGUGUGUGUGAUGAAGGCUAUACUGGGGAGGACUGCAGUGAGCUCAUCUGCCCGAAUGACUGUUAUGACCGUGGCCGUUGUAUCAACGGCACUUGCUACUGCGAUGUAGGCUUCACCGGCGAAGAUUGUGGAGACCUGGCUUGUCCCAACAAUUGCCACAAUCAGGGCCGCUGUGACAAUGGUGUGUGUGUCUGCUACGAAGGGUUCGCAGGGGAUGACUGUGGUGAGCGGAGGUGUCCCAAAGACUGCAACCACCGGGGCCGUUGUAUUAACGGGCAGUGUGUCUGCAGCGAGGGUUUCUUGGGCUUUGACUGUGGGGAAGUGCGGUGCCCCAAUGACUGCAACAACCAGGGGCGCUGUGUUGAUGGACAGUGUGUGUGUGAGGAAAGGUUCAUGGGAGAGGACUGCAGUGAGCUGCGGUGUCCCGGCGAUUGUAGCAACAGGGGGCGUUGUGUCAACGGGCAGUGCGAGUGUGACGAAGGGUUCAUGGGUGAAGACUGUCGGGAGCUGAAGUGCCCCAAUGACUGUCACCAUCGUGGGCGAUGUCUCAAUGGCCUGUGCCUCUGUGAUGAGGGGUACACCGGGGAGGACUGUGCUGAACGGAGGUGCCCCAAUGACUGCAACCAUCGGGGACGGUGUAUUAAUGGCCUGUGUGUGUGUGAUGAGGCCUUCAUGGGCGUUGACUGUGGGGAACUGAGGUGCCCCAAUGACUGCAACAAUCAUGGCCGCUGCUUCAACGGGCAGUGUGUGUGUGAUGAGGGGUACACGGGCGAGGACUGCGCAGAACGUAGGUGCCCAAAUGACUGCAAUAACCGCGGGCGUUGCAUCAACGGGGUAUGCACAUGCAACAAAGGCUUUGUCGGGGACGACUGCGGAGAAUUGGCCUGCGCGAACAACUGCCAUGGCCGAGGCCGCUGUGUCAAUGGGCAGUGUGUGUGUGAUGAGGGCUUCACCGGGGUGGACUGUGGCCAACGGCGGUGCCCCAAGGACUGCAACAACCGGGGGCGAUGCAUCAAUGGAAAGUGCGUGUGCGAUGAGGGAUAUCAUGGGAGAGAUUGCGGUGAACGAUCUUGCCCGAACAACUGCAACGAUCUCGGACGCUGUGUGGAUGGACAGUGCAUCUGUGAUGAAGGCUAUGUAGGUGACGACUGUUCUGAUGUGUCUCCUCCAAGAGAACUGACCGUGACAGAUGUGACAGACAAAACUGUCAACCUGGAAUGGAAGAAUGAAAAUAUAGUAUCCGAAUACCUCAUCACCUACAUUCCCACUGGCCCUGGUGGUUUAGAGAUGCAGUUUCGAGUCCCUGGAAACCACACGGCUGCUACCAUUCGGGAACUGGAACCUGGCGUAGAAUAUUUUAUCCGUGUUUUUGCCAUCCUAAAGAACAAGAAAAGCAUCCCAGUUAGUGCCCGUGUGGCCACAUAUUUGCCUGCCCCAGAUGGCUUGAAGUUUAAGUCAGUUAAAGACACUUCCGUGGAGGUGGAGUGGGACCCCCUGGACAUUCCAUUCAGUGGGUGGGAAAUAGUCUUUGAAAGUCCGAAAAAGGAAGACAACGGAGGAAUCAGAAGCAGCUUGGAGAGGCCACAAACAUCAUAUGUGCAACGAGGCCUGGCCCCAGGACACCAAUAUAAUGUGUCCCUUUACGUGGUGAAGAAUCAAACCAGAGGACCUGGUCUCUCUAGGGUGAUUACUACAAAACUUGAUGCCCCAAGCCAAAUCGAGGUGAAGGAUGUUACCGACACCACAGCGCUGAUCACCUGGUUUAAACCCUUUGCUGAAAUUGAUGGUGUUGAGCUCACUUUUGGGCCCACGGAGGUCCCUGGGGACCGCACAUCCGUCGACCUCUCUGAGGAUGAAAGCCAAUACUCCAUUGGCAAUCUGAAACCGUACACUGAGUAUGAGGUCACACUUGUGUCCCAGCGUGGGGAUAUGAAGAGCGACCCCGUGACAGAGAUCUUCACCACAGAUCUGGAUGCUCCCAGAAAUCUGAAACGCCUCUCUCAGACCGACAGUACCAUCGUCCUGGAGUGGAAAAACAGCCAAGCCACCCCUGAAGCUUACAGGAUCAAGUAUGCACCCAUUUCUGGUGGAGAUCACACUGAAGUCACCGUGCCCAGAAGCAACCAAGGCACAACUAAAGCUACUCUCACUGGAUUGCGGCCAGGAACAGAAUAUGGCAUUGGCGUGACAGCACUGAAGCAGGAUCGAGAGAGUGCACCUGCCACAAUUAAUGCCGCAACUGAUUUGGAUAGUCCCAAAGACUUGGAGGUCAGCAAUCCUACUGAAACCACUCUCCUUGUGCGAUGGAAAAGACCCUUGGCCAAAUUUGAUCGCUAUCGGCUUACUUACAUGACCCCCAUGGGGAGGAAGAAUGAAAUAGAGAUUCCAGCAGAUAGCACAUCUCACCUCAUAAGGUCGCUAGAUGCUGGUGUAGAGUAUACCAUCAGCCUUGUGGCAGAGAAAGGAAGACACAAGAGCAAGCCUUCCACUGUGACAGGUUCCACUGAGGAGGAACCUGAGCUGGGGAAUUUGUCAGUCUCAGACGUUCACUGGGAUGGAUUCCAGGUCAGCUGGACAACAGCAGAAGGGGCCUAUGAGAACUUUAUCAUACAGGUGCAUGAAUCAAACCACUCCAAAGCCAUGCAGAAUCUCACAGUUCCGGGCAGUUUACGGUCUGUGGACAUCGCUGGCCUCCAGCCAAAUGUUUUGUACAUUAUCACCCUCUAUGGUGUAACUCAGGGCUACAGGACAAAACCCAUCAGGGUUCAAUCCCUCACAGCAACACAACCGGAAGUCAGCAAUCUAACUGUUUCCGGCCUUACCCCCAAGAGCUUCAACCUUUCCUGGACAGCCACUGAAGGAGCCUUCGAGGAGUUUACCAUUGAACUGAUUGAUUCCAACAGGUUGCUGGAACCCAUGGAAUACAAUAUCUCAGGUCGUUUAAGGACAACUCACAUCUCAGGGCUAUCCCCCAACACUGAUUUUAUUGUCUACCUCUAUGGUGUCACACGGGGCUUCCGUACUCAGGCAAUAAGCAUUUCAGCGACUACAGUAGCUGCACCUCUCCUUAGCAAACUCACAGUGUCAAAUACUACAUCUGACAGCGUGUCUCUCACAUGGGAAGCACAGGAUAUGGCCUUUGACCAUUUUCUCUUAGAUGUUAGCAACACCAAACACCAGCCUCUGGACUCCCAGCGGCACACAAUACCGGGCAGCCAACGAAGCUUUGUUCUCACCAAUCUAAGGUCGAAUUCUAGUUAUACCCUCUGUCUUCACGGCCUAGUUGAUGGGCAAAGUAGCCAGGCCUUGACAACUCUGGCUACCACAGAGGCCGAGUCACAGCUGCGCAUGCUCACACUCACAAAUGCUAACUCCAACAGCUUCAACCUCUCCUGGACCACGAGAGAUGAACCUUUUGUCAGGUUGGCGGUAAAUGAUAGAGAUUCCGAUUCAGACCGCAAACCGCAGAAGCUCACAGUAUCAGAGGAGGCUGGCGACACUGGUGUUUCAGGCUUGCUAGAUUAUCCUGGCUAUGACAUUAACAUUCAGGGCACAACCAUGGGAGAGGGCCCGUCUGAGCCCCUCAUCUCUUUGGUGAUCGCAGAGGCCCUUCCGCCACUGGAAAACCUCACUGUCUCAGGAAUUAAUCCAUAUGGGUUUACAGUGUCCUGGACGGCCUCAGAGAAUGCCUUUGACAGCUUUCUAGUAAUCGUGGUGGAUUCUGGCAAACUGCUGGACCCCCAGGAAUUCCUCCUUUCAGGAACUCAGCACCAACUGACCCUUAGAGGCCUUAUUACCGGCAUUGGCUAUGAGGUUGUCCUUUAUGGCUUUGCCUUUGGUCGCCAAACUCAGCCGUUGAGUGUUGUUGUUCUAACAGAAGCAGAACCCGAAGUUGACAACCUUCUGGUUUCGGAUGCGACCCCAGAUGGUUUCCGUCUGUCUUGGACAGCUGAUGAAGGCGCAUUUGACAGUUUUGUUCUUAAAAUCAGGGAUGCCAAUAGGCGUGUAAACCCUCUGGAACUAAUUAUCCCAGGUCAUGAACGCACCCAAGAUAUAACAGGGCUGAAGGAAGGCACCGAAUAUGACAUAGAACUCUAUGGAGUUACCAGUGGACAGCGUUCCCAGCCCAUAAAUGCAAUGGCUACAACAGCGAUGGGAGCUCCCAGAGACAUCACUUUCUCAGAUAUCACUGAAAACUCCACUGUCGUCAGCUGGACUGCCCCAAGAACACGUGUGGAUAGCUUCCGGAUUUCCUACGUCCCAAUUACAGGAGGAACCCCCAGUGUUGUAACUGUCGAUGGAAGCAAGAGUAGAACCAAGCUGGUGAAACUGACUCCGGGCGUCGAGUACACGGUCAGCAUCAUCUCUGUCAAAGGAUUUGAAGAAAGCGAACCUGCUUCUGGAUCUCUGACCACAGUGUUGGACGCUCCAUCAGGACUGGUGGCUGUGAACAUCACAGACUCCGAGGCACUGGCUGUCUGGCAGCCAGCAAUAGCUGCAGUGGAUAACUACGUAAUUUCUUAUGCUGCUGAAGGUGAGCCAGAAGUGACUCAGAGGGUCUCGGGGAACACUGUGGAAUACGAUCUUACUAGCCUUCGUCCUGCUGCUGAAUAUACACUCAGGAUCUAUGCUGUUAAAGGGCCUCAGAGAAGCACUACUGUCUUCACCAGAUUUACUACAGGCCUUGAUGCUCCAAGGGAUCUGACAGCUACUGAGGUUCAGUUUGAAACAGCUUUACUGACCUGGAGGCCUCCCCGUGCUUCUGUUACUGGUUAUCUCCUCAUUUAUGAGUCCAUUGAUGGCAAAGUGAAGGAAGUCAUACUGGGACCCGAAUCGACUUCCUACAGCUUGUCGGAUCUCAGUCCAUCCACCCAAUACACGGCAAAAUUGCAAGCGCUCAACCGAAACCUGAAGAGCAAGAUAAUCCAGGCCAUUUUCACUACAACUGGCCUUCUUUACCCUCACCCCCGAGACUGCUCCCAAGCUCUUCUGAAUGGAGAAGCAACAUCUGGCCUCUAUACCAUAUAUGUGAAUGGGAACAAGUCCCAGCCUCUAGAGGUUUACUGUGACAUGACGUCUGAUGGAGGUGGAUGGAUUGUCUUUUUAAGAAGGCUGAAUGGAGAACAGGAUUUCUACCAGAACUGGAGAACUUAUGAAUCUGGCUUUGGAGAUCCCAGGAAGGAAUUCUGGAUAGGUCUAGACAAGCUUCACAAGAUCACUUCCGGCGGCCAGUACGAGUUGCGGGUGGAUUUGCGUGACCACAACGAGACUGCUUAUGCCCUUUACAAUAAGUUUACGGUGGGAGAAGCCAGAACUCGCUACCGGCUGGCAGUGAAUGGAUACAGUGGCACGGCAGGUGAUUCCAUGACCUACCACAACGGACGGGCCUUUUCCACCUUUGAUAAAGACCACGACUCAGCCAUCACUAACUGCGCUCUGUCAUACAAAGGAGCCUUCUGGUACAAGAACUGCCACCGAGUCAACCUGAUGGGCAGAUACGGGGACAACAACCACAGCCAGGGUGUCAAUUGGUUCCAUUGGAAGGGCCACGAAUACUCCAUCCAAUUUGCAGAGAUGAAAAUAAGACCCUACAGUUUCCGGAAUCUAGAAGGGAGGCGGAAGAGAGCCUGAAUGUCCAUGGCGGGUGGCAAGAAAGAGAGAGGAGGUUCAAGAGGAGGGGGUGUUUUUUUCCAGAAAAUUGGGGAAGGGAAAUCAGCAACCAAGGUGGAAACCUUACCAAAGUGUCAGCGUUGCUUGACCUGACAUUGGCUCCUUCAACAAUAUCAGGGGGUGGGCCAGGGUAGGAAAGCCAUAUUCAAACAUAGCACACUCGUCCAUAGCUGGCUUUCUUUGCACCAAAGACAACAAUUUCCAGGGGUGUUGGGGAGGGGGGGGGGAGGGUUCCUACACAGUCCUGUUUCUCAGCGGGUUCUCGUUGACUUUGAGGAUGUCUCUGGAGGGCAGCGAGGGAACAACUUGGUAGUCUGCAAACCAGCCUUUCCCUGCAGCAAUCUGCAAGUCAUUUUCAUGACUGUUACGAGUCACCGCAGAGGUUUCGCAGGUCACCGAGAAGCUUUCUUUAUAUAUGUGUGUGUAUGUGAGUGUGUGUAUAUAUAUGUGUGUGUGUAUAUAUAUAUAUAUAUGGCACCACAGAGGAAAGAGAAUGGAAACGAGCUGUCCAGUUUGAAAUUUUCAGCCUAAAAUUAAUAUUAUUAAUAUAAUGGGGGAUAAAAGGUAAAAUAAUAAUGAUGAUAAUAAUAAGUUUUUGUUGUCUUUUUUAUUUUAAAAGAUAUCCAUGCUUUCCAAAACACAGCAGGACAGUGUCUGAUUGUACAUUUCCUUUUUUUAAUAAAUAAAAGCACAAUUUUACUUUUA